CACACACAGCACACAGAAGGCUGAGGGAGCUUAGUCAGCACGUCCCCCUCUCACUCACACACACAUUCGCAUGGAGCUGUGGCAUUCCUAGAGACCCUCUCUGCCUCUCUAUCUCUCUCUCCUCUGUCUGUCUCCCCCUUUUUCACCUGUCCUCUACUUUACCUUUGGUUGUGCUCUUUCCCUCUUCCCUUCUCCCUCUCCUUCUCUAGGUUUUCUUCUGCUCUGACUGGCUGGCAGUUGUCUUGGAGAGAGUGUUAAAGAGGACAGGUCAGAAUGCUGUGGACACUGCAGAUGUUUGGACUACAGGUUUCCCUCAGGGCUAACUGAAGACAAGACAACAACACUGCAGGCAUCAGGAUCCUAACACACAGCUCAUUUUUUAAAUCUCAUUUUUAGUUCUCAAUCGGUCCCUUAAUCAUUUAUAUUUGUCCUCCUUUUUGUUGCAUUUCCACGGGUGCUAUUUUGGCAGCCUCUGAGAAGAUGAGGUCCAAGUUUUCUCAAGCUGCUCUGCAGCCCUUUAUUCUAGGAGUGUUGCUGUCACUGGUGGACACCAAAGGAACCUUCUAUGGAACAGGCCAUGGGAACCCGUUCUUUGGAGGAAGUCAUGGCAACAGAUACAACCUGUACAAGGCUGGAGUCAACCCACACUACACCCCGGGCAAACCCAUGACCCGCCACAAAAAUCACUGUGCGUAUGUGGUACAGAAAAACAUCACAUGUACGAUGCAGGACGGCAUGGCCACCUAUGUGACGGCAGAGUACACCACCAAGUGCAUCUGGGGGCAGAAGUGUCCUGUCGUCAUGUACCGGACCUUCUACAAGCCUAAAUACAAGGUGGGUUAUAAAACCAUCACUGAGCUGGAGUGGAGGUGUUGUCCUGGCUACUCUGGAGAGAACUGCUACGAUGGACCCACCUCCCUGCCCGAUAUGAUGCCCCCCUUCAAGGGUGGUGCCCCCCACCGCCCAGGGAUGAAGGGGUACCCUCACGGGCAGCCCCGACCCCCCUUGGACCACAAACCUGUCCCUGGGGGGGCUAAUCUGGAGCCUGGGAGGCCCUUCCCAAAUCAGCCUGAUAGCAAACCCAUCCCCACUGGACAACUGCCCACCGGGAACAGCAAACCCAACUAUGGUUAUAAAGUUGGUGUUAGCGGAGAACGUCUGGAGCGUAUGGAGGAGGACCUGCGUCGCCUAACCCAGGGUCUGGACACUCUGAACGGGGUGGUGGCUGGCCUGGAGGACCGUCUGCGCCUCUCUCUCCGGGAGGAUACUAACAAGAUGCUGGGCUCCCUGCUCUCCACUGCCCCCCGUCUCUCUGACUCCUCCGUUGGCUUCGGAGUGAUCCCAGACGGCUUGGAGGGGGGAGAGGGUUUCCCCGAGUUUGGGGAUCUGGCUGGGAGGGUGACGGAGGUGAAAGAUGAGCUCAGAGCCAAGGGACACAUGCUGGAGGAGAUACAGGGCAUGGUUCUGGGCCAUGACGGGCAGCUAAAGAGGCUGUUGGAGGCUGCGACCGGCAGGCCCAUCCCUGGAUCGGGCUCUCCCUCCAUCCUGGAGGAGCUGCUGGAUGCUAAGCUAGCCGACGUCCGUGCUGAGAUCCUGGACGGCUUCGAGAGGCGUCUGUCUGGCCUGGAGAACCACUGUGAGGAGAGGAUAGGGGAGGUCCAGAGACAGUGUCAUAAUGAACACAUGAACGGACAGGAGCAGAUUCAGCAGUCCCUGGACGGCAGAGAGACUGGCCUGAGAGAGGAGCUGGGUACUCUGCAGGCCCAAAUACAGGGACUGACCCUCACUGAGAGCUGCUGCGGACAGGUGAACAGCCUGUCCCAGAGGGUGUUGAUGCUAGAGGAGUCAGUGACGGGGUUAACAGAGUCUCAGCGCCAGCUCCAGGCUGCUCUCACUGACCAGACCAUCCACAUCGAGACCCUGAUAGAGGCCCGUCUGGAGAACAUGGAUGCCCGGCUCAUUGCCACCGAGACUGGGGAAGUAGGGCUUGGCGGGGUGCCUGGGGGCCUGGACGGCUUCAAGACCCUGCUGGAGGACAAGCUGAAGACCAUGGAGGACAGGGUGUUUGUGGCCGUGGAAGAGCUGAGGAACGCCACUGCCCCGGCUCUGCUGGAGGGUCAGGUGGUACCUGCCCUGGAGACAGAGAUCGAGUCGGUCAGGAGGAGGGUGGAGGGAGACCUGGACGGCAUCCAGAAACAACUAACAGACCUGGAGCUCCUCUGCACCUCUUCCUGCUCCCCCGUCACUCCCCCUGGAGGAGGCGCAGGGACAGGCCUAGCGGAGAUGGAGGAGGAGUGUGAGGAGGUGGAGAAGAAGGUGUCAGGUCGUCUGGACUCCCACGCCAACCAGCUAAACCAUCUCAACACCACCCUGCAGACCCUCCUGAACCGUAUCGCCCAGGAGGACGAGGAAGGCUCUGUCCAGGGAGAGAUCACACUCCUCAAGAUCAAUGUCAACUCUGUCAACCGCACCCUGAAGGGCCUGAGGGACUCUGUUAGCCUGUUCACUAAGGAAGUGGGCCAUGCUAACGCCACGUGGACACACAGGGAGAACCAGCUAGCCACCGAGGUCCAGGGCAUCACCCAGCUGGUGGAGCGCCAGGCCUCCCUCCUAGGGGCUGGGGAGCGACGACUAGCCCAGCUGAAGGGAGAACUGGUGGGCCUGAGGAGGAGGCUGGCCGGGGAGCUGCAGGGCUGCUGGAGCACGGCCUUGGGGGUGCAGAGGGAGGUGAAGGAGGUGGAUAGUCGUGUGUCCCAGGUGGAGGGACAGUGUGGCAGCCUGGGGGAGCUGGCGGACCACCUGGAGAGGAUCAGGGCAGAGCUGGAGAGACACUCUGACUCGUACCUGUCACAGGUGAAUGGAACGCUGGCCAGUCACUCUACACAGCUGGCCGAGCUGAAGGGAGAGAUCAAAGACUGUGUCGGGAAGGGCUCAGCCAAUCAGAGAGAAGACCAGUAGCAGCCGAGCUACAGAGAGAGACUUCUGUGUGUCCAUAGUGUGAAGAGGAUUCCCAUUCUCGUCUGCUUUCCUUCAUCUGCUCUGAUGGGAAAGGUGAGAAGAAAUUCCGAGCAGGAUUCCAUCAUGUUGCUUUGACCUACCCUGCCUGUUCAGAUCAGUGAAGGAGAGGAGAUGAGGAGAAGAGGCCAUUUGAAAAUAUUGAAAUGCACCCUUGGUUGUAUAGUUGGGCAAUAUUUUCCCUAAAGGGGCAUUUUUUUGUUGUUGUUUUUUUCUGAUCUUUUUGUUGUUGUUACAUUUUAUUUGGAUUUUUAACUGACUUUUUAACUUAUAUGAAGAAAAGAUGGUUGCAUUGUUAUCCUGUAUGUACAGUGAGGGAAAAAAGUAUUUGAUCCCCUGCUGAUUUUGUACGUUUGCCCACUGACAAAGAC
Molecule: messenger RNA, 3386 nt
Organism: Coregonus clupeaformis (lake whitefish)
Lineage: Eukaryota; Metazoa; Chordata; Actinopteri; Salmoniformes; Salmonidae
Gene: emilin3b
Product: EMILIN-3
Exons: 6
Coding region: 481-2958 (825 amino acids)
Cellular component (GO): extracellular matrix
Molecular function (GO): protein binding
Source: RefSeq, a predicted model, not a curated record